UAUAACACUCGAUACAUGUAAUGCAAGGCAUGAACAGUGGAGAAUUUAGUUUGGUUUUUCUUUUUUGUAAAAUUUCUUUUCAGAUCACUUUCUUGCUUGUAAAAGUGCCAUCUGACACACUGUCUGUUUUUUAAACCAGCAGCAAGGUGUGCCGGGGUAAAUAAAGCCUUUUGUUGAGAUUAUUGUUGCAACGUUUGAGAAAUCAGAAUGACAGUAAAUCAACUGGCGACACACGUCCCUGACCUGGUGAUGGAAGGAAUUCAAAUAAAAUCUCUUCCUCACAGCCAGAAAUUUGACGGCAUCCUCAUGUUUGCCGACAUUUCAGGAUUUACCGCACUAACUGAACGCUACAGCAUGAGUUCACGUAACAGCUGCGGAGCAGAAAAACUGUCUGCUGCCCUCAAUAGUUACAUUGGAGACAUCGUGGAGAAUAUCAUCGGGUCUGAGGGAGAUAUUCUUAAAUUUGCAGGAGACGCGUUCUUGGCCCUGUGGAAGCUGAAGCGAGACAACUUGGACUUCACUCUUAUGAGAGUCAUCAAGUGUGGGCUACGAAUCCAGGAGAGAUGCGACAAUAGAGAUACCGAGGUUGGCGUCAAGCUUCGUGUCAAACUAGGUGUGUCUUUGGGUCCGGUUCGCGUCACCACGGUAGGCAACGAGGAAUCUCGCCAUUACGUUCUCAGCGGCUUGGCCGUCGACGAUGCCAACAAGGCCGAGAAGUUUGCCACCUCGGGCUCACUGGUGCUGUCGCCCAAGGCGUGGGCCUACACGCCGGACCAUCAAUUCAUAGAGUACCGAGUGUUGGAGGACCGCAGGCAUAUCUCGGUUCUGUCAAUACUAGCCGAACCUAUCGACCAACCUGAUGUCAGAAUCGAUCUCAGUUACGGCAAUCAGUACACAAGGAAGAGCGGUGACAACCUUACUGCUGGACCCAGUGUCACAGUGAUGAGGUUGUCGUGUUCCAAGCCGUCCUCAUCAGACGAACACUACUCAGACGCAGUAGGCAGGAAGCGCGAGUCUGCCUUCCGGUCAAGUACCGACGAUGAAAAAGCCCGACUGCGCAUGUACAUCAUCAAGCCAGUUCUACAAAAGAUUGAUGACGGUCUACCGCUGGAAUAUCUAUCGGAGAUGAGACAGGUCAGCGUGGUCUUCAUCAACCUAGUUGUGACGUCAUCAGACCAUGAAACCGAGAGAAGAAACCUUCAUACAGCUUUCAAUGUGGUCUACGACGACAUGAAAGAGUACCAAGGCUGUGUGAACAAAGUUUUCAUGUUUGACAAGGGAUGCACUUUUCUUGCCAUAUUUGGUCUUCCUGGGUACAAACACGAGGACGACUGCGCACGCGCACUUCAGUGUUCCUACCGUCUUCUUGAACACCUGAAAGCAACCCCUAAUGUCACGCAAGCGUCGAUCGGCGUUACCACCGGGUCGACAUUCUGUGGCGUGAUUGGUCACGUCCACAGACAUGAGUAUACGGUUAUUGGGAGGAAAGUCAACAUGGCUGCCCGUCUGAUGAUGCAUUACCCGGGCAGGGUCUCCUGUGAUCCCGAGACUUUUCAUCACUCCAAGCUCGCCAGGCACUUCUUCCGAGAACUCCCCCAUAAGGAGAUGAAAGGUGUCCGCAAUGCUGGUGUUAUCCAGGAAUUCGUGGAAGGAGAACAGUCCGAGAUUAUAGUGGGAAGCAGUGUGCCGGAGUUUGAAUUCCCGUUACUUGGUCGUGAUAAAGAAAUGGGAGUAUUCUCAAAGGAGCUGCAGAUGAUUCAGGAGCACAGGGAACGAGGAGAACAUCGACGAGUCAUCAUAUUUGACGGCCAGGCAGGCAUAGGCAAGACCAGAAUGUUAGAUGCUGUCAUUGAGGAGUCUGUCCGCGAAGGCAACAGAGUAAUAUCUUGUGCGCUGACAAUGAACGACGUGACUGUACCGUACUACACCGUCAAGCAUCUGGUCACCAUGUUGCUUAAUAUGGAAGACUGCGUCAGUCAUGUAGAAAGGGAGCAUGCUCUCUUGGAACACAUUCAGAACGAGACUCUGCGGGAAGAUCUUUGCCUCUUGAAUGACUUGCUCGUUCUCAAACUUCCAGUAAAUCCCAGGUUUCAGAUUAUGCAGAAUGAACAGCGUAUUGGGGAGUUGCAUAGCCUGCUCGGCAAGAUAGUACAUCAGUUCACCUUGGACCAGUGUGUCAUAUUUGCUGUCGACGAUGCACAUUUCAUAGACCCAGACUCCUGGGAUUUCUUGACGGACUUUGCCGAGGAUUCCUCGGCAGUUUGCGUGCUGACUAUGCGGCCCUUCAAGCCGGACAAGCCGCCUUGCGUUGCGGCCCAUCGCGUGCUAGUUCACCCCAACACGCUGCACAUCAAAUUAGGUGGACUACGCUCUACCGAGAUGGCUUCCUUGGCCUGUCAGCUGCUGGAUGUCGUCCGCGUACCCGAAGACCUUGUUCGCAUACUUCAGAAGAAGAGCCACGGCAUAGCUUCUUGGUGUGAGCAGCUACUCCAGGAACUGACGGCAGCCAAUCAACUCCUGAUCGUGCCGGAGGGUAGUAACCGAGCUGCCGCGGAUGAGGAUCAGACCGCCAACAUUACGCCGAGCCUGACCGUGCUUCAGAAGCGACGUGACAGCAGCGCCAGCGGUGGUGUACCUGGUCGUAGCAGGCGGAGCAGUGUAGAUAGCGGGACUGCACCGAUGUUCCAGCAACCGAUACCUCCGACUCUGCUGGAGAGACUACAGGAGCUGCAAGAGGAAGGACUUGCUGCAGAAGAGGAUGAUGAUGAGCCUAAGAUGGUGUGCGUGCUGGCUGCAGGAGUCAACUUGACUGACCUACAGAUACCAGACUCCAUGACAGGAAUGAUGUUGGCUCGUAUUGAUCACAUGAAGCCUUCUGAACAGAUGCUGGUCAAGUGUGCUGCUGUACUCGGCUUGACGUUUAGUCGCCGCAUGUUAGAGAUGAUUACACCAAACACCACGCCGUGGAAGAUCCGUCGUCUCCUACACGCUUUGAUGAAGGCCGGGGUGUUCGAGUGCGCCACCUACUACAUGUCACUCCACAGCUCCGCCCAGCGGCCCAGCCAGGGCGUUGCCAGCUCUCUCUCCAGUUACUUUGGGGCGCUUGGUCGCGGCAACCGGCUCUCGUCCGGAGUCAUCUGCCACUGCCCAAAGACGGAGCGCCAGGAAGCGGAGUUGAGCUCCGUGGAGGUGUCGGCCGCUUCCUCCCAUAUGUUUGUGACCGACUGCACCAAUCUGCGCUUCACCAGCGCCUUCAUGCAGGAGACGGCCUACGGGUUGUUCCUUGCUGAGCAGCGACGCAAACUCCACCGCCAAGCCGCUGAAUUCCUAGAGUCCCAGGCACAUAAAUGUGUGGCGUGCGGCGGUGGCGACUUCCUCCCAGGAGGCCAUCAACUAACUGGUGAAACAACCCUCAAGAGGGUAACGACGAAGAUGACCAAUGGCGAUCAGGCACAAGAGCUCCGUACAAACACAGAUUUAAGUAAUAAAACUGAAGAAGGUCGUUACUCUCGACAUGUGAGCUUCGACAAAUUGAUAGCAGAGCAAGAGACUUUUGUCCAGGAUCAGACUGAGAAUAUGAUGGGUUCCCUGAAGAAGAGUCUGAAACGUCGAAAGAUGGCCUCAGUUUCACCAAAUACGGACGAGCCACGUGGGUCACACCUCCUCCUCCACGAAGAAGAAGACAGCGACGAUGAGGAGAAGCCACCUUCAGCCACGGCGAAGGGCUUACCUGCUCGAAGGGGUACGUUGGUACUGCGUAAGGGCUCGUUAGACUGCAGCAUCAGUGUGAUCAGUUUUGGUGAGAUCUCCGACUCGCCAGCCAGUAGCCGCUCGGGUAGCCGUAGCACGUUAGACUUUGAGCGGAUGGAUCUGCGUGAGUGUCGAUGCACCGAUGUCCUCAACUCCAUCUAUCCGCAGCUCGUGCGACAUUGGCGCGCUGCAUGCUACACAGUCAAGACUGUUCAUUUCCUAUCGGAAGCCGGCAGUGCGGCUGUGGCUACAGGAAACAACAUGCAGGCUAUGUCUUACUUGCAAGAGGCUAUUGACAUCAUCAAAGACAUCGACAGAGGCCACAACCCAUUGACAGAUGAUCCGACGCAGGUUGUCACUAUCGACAAACAUGAGCGCGCUAAAAUCGAAAGCACGAUGGGUCAGGCUUUAUUCAAAAUGAAUCGACUGGACGAGUCUAUGCCCCACUUCCACAAAUCACUAAGGCUCCUUGGCAACCGACAGCCAUCUUCCAAAUUUGGCGCGCAUCUGAAAUUAUUCAGUGCAGGAUUUCGCCAGCUCUUCCACAUUUGGUUUCCGGAACGCACCUUCGGAAAUCCGUCCAAACGUGAGAAAUAUUUGGAGCAGGCCCGCUGCCUGUCACACAUGUGGCACUCAUACGAUCGGCAGCAGGACGCUCUACGGUGUCUCCUAGCGGCCCUCCAACAAGUCAAUCUCGCCGAAAAUGCUGAUGAUGACCUCGACGAGCUCAUCAGCGCAUACAGCAACAUGAUUCUAUGCUGUCAGAUGCAGCAGUGGACAGAAAUGGGCCGCCGUUACGAGCAGAUUGCAAUGCGGAGAUGCAUCGAGUCACCAAUUGGAGUCGGCCCAGAUGACCUCAUUACCAUAGGUCACCUAUACGCUGUCAGUACGGGAAUUCGGCUUAGUAAUGGCUAUGUACAGGGUGCAAUUGAUACAGGUUACAGUGCACUCAAGAUAUCGGAAAAGAUUCACGACAUCAAUCUUCAGAUUAAAACGCUGCCUCUCUUGGCAAACGCGCUGCUUCUUGCUGGCAGGCUGGCAUCUUGUGUGGAGAUGUUGGGUAAGCUCUCUUACGCAGCUAGCGAGGAAGAGGACUUUAAGGCCCGUGGAGCGUAUUACUGCGGUUGCCUAGACCUCAUCCUAGAAGCAGGAUUUGCACUGGAGACCCACGAGGCAUGUGUUACCUUCUGUAGCCAGGUAUCACACGAUCCAGCUUAUGCCUCUGAUACCACGUCAAGAUGUUAUCUAAUGGCCUCACUGUCAUUAUGGUACAUGCGGAAGGACUGCGUGGAUCUUGCUCAGCAGUGGUUGGCUAGGAGUGAGGAAAGUCUGCCCUCUCAUCGUCUGCCCACCUUCAUGGCAGUCAGGACAGGUUUCAAGAUCCUAGAAUGCCGCCUACUGAGUUACUGUCAUACAAUCAAGGCUGGCAGAGAUACGGCUAAGGUUAAGAGCAAAUUGAAAAGGACUAUGAAGGCUCUGAAGUCUGAUAUCACUCGAUACCCUGGACUACUGCCCCGUCUGCAUCACCUCAAGGCCUACAUGCGCCAACUGAAUGGCAGUCGGCGGGCAGCCAGAAUUGAGCUACAACGUUGCCUGGAAAUGAGCACCCAAGCGGGGAACCAGCACGAGGCAGCCUGGGCGCAGCACAGCAUGUCGGUGUGGUUCGAUUCGAGUCACUCCCGCUCCCAGGAUGAGUUUUGGCAAAGAUCGACCGAGGAAGACAUGGACUGGCGCGCUGCUGGCGGUGUGGAACCUGCGGCAGUCAAGUAUUCGCUCCCUUUGCCGAAAUAGACACAGGCAACAGUGAUUCGUGGCAGACAGGGUACUGUGGGCAAAUGAAAACAAAUGCCUUUGAGAACUAAAAGCCGGGUAUCAGGACUUUGUCCUCCACAAUAUCAAAGGGGACCUAGGCAACAAGGUUUGAGGAUUUUCUCGACCAUGUAGGUUUCUCGACUUGUGUUUGUGUCGUGAUAAUAGGGCCUAAAGAUAGGCCAUACAUGUUGGCUCAAGAUUGGGUGGUGCUGGCCUAACCAUUCAAAGAUAAAUUAACCUCGAACAGUCAGAAAAUAAUUCAGGGCGAUAUAACCCCUGAACUGCAGAAAGUGGACACUCUUUUUCUAAAGUAUACACUCUAUUCAGUAGUGCCUUUCCUGAUAUCUGUUGCAUGAAUAGCACUAUUUGGAAACCUAAAAAUAGAGUUUAUAGCAGCAAUAGAGUUAAUCCAGAAAGGAAAUAUCUUUUCCUACUCAAACAGCCUGUUAAAAUGAAAUUAUCAUUUUGCUUGAUGACAACACAAAGUCGGUAUGGUUGUAAACAAAAUCAAAGGUUAUUGACUUGGAAGCAACAGUGGACACAACUGAUUAAAUUUGUUAAAGAAUUUCAGCAGGGAUUAAGUGCCCAAAUAUGUGAAACCUCAAGUUGAGAUUGUUGGAUUUAUGGUUCACUAACAUGUCUGUAACAUGCCUAUAAAAACUUUAAAAGGAUCUAAUGUCACAAUUGGCUUAGGUAUAAAGCCAAAGAUAGAACUUUAGCAAUGGAAGUAUAUACAAGCCUUAUGACUCUUCUAACCCGGGUAAUUACACGCUUCAAGAAAAUUCUAGACUGUUCUAUAUACCCUAAAGACGGAGACACUUGAACAUCAUUUCGCAGACCCCUUCACUCAGAAUUAAAAGGCAAAAAUAUGGUUAGUCCCGAUGUCUUUUCCCCUUUUCACCAUUGUAUCCACAGGCUUUGUCCGUCUUGACCCCAACACAAUCUCACCCUCUGUGGGCAAAUGACAUCCUCCCAAGACCAAAUUCCUGCGCUUCGUCAUCCAGCAUCAAAAUAGUAGGACAAGUGCUUGAAUAUUUUUCUUCGUGUUUAGUAUGCCCACCACACAUAACCUCAAGUCCUGCUAAGAAAAAUAACUGCGCUGCAAACGGUGAACAGUUGUUGACAUUAUGUUCAUCAAUAUAUAACCAAUAAACUA
Messenger RNA from Acanthaster planci (crown-of-thorns starfish), 6718 nucleotides. RefSeq names its product adenylate cyclase 10 (gene adcy10). Gene Ontology annotation, cellular component: cytoplasm. NCBI's taxonomy places the organism in Eukaryota, Metazoa, Echinodermata, Asteroidea, Valvatida, Acanthasteridae. The record is from RefSeq and is a predicted model, not a curated record. Gene Ontology annotation, biological process: cyclic nucleotide biosynthetic process; intracellular signal transduction. Gene Ontology annotation, molecular function: protein binding; adenylate cyclase activity.